This is a messenger RNA of Nicotiana tabacum (common tobacco), 468 nucleotides long. The record is from RefSeq and is a predicted model, not a curated record. Lineage: Eukaryota; Viridiplantae; Streptophyta; Magnoliopsida; Solanales; Solanaceae.
CGUUACCAUUCAAAAUUUGGAUAAAAUACAAAACAAGAGAUGCCAGCAGAAUAAACAAUAACCAAGGAAACAAAAAUAUUGGCUCAAUAAACAUGGCGGAUUCAGUAACAGUAUCCCUACUUUCCACUGUUCCAGUUCCCAAUCCAGUACUGUCAACAAAAUCUGGAGAAUCUCAACUAAAAUAUAAUGUUUUUUUUCGAGGAAACCCGUAUUCUAUUUCUUUGAAAAUUGGCACAAAAUGUAAUGGAAUGAGGUCAUCAACAAGAUUGUAUGCGGGGUUAACGGAGAUAGAACCAGACAUUAAUGAAGAUCAUGUUGAUAGAUGGAGAACUAAUGGCAUUGAAAUUGAAGAUUUUGUGUUUGGGAAGUACGAUGAUCAUCAUACCUAUUUUGAGAGUGAAGAUAAAGGUACAUAAUCCCAUUUAUAGGACACUGUUACUAUUAGAGGGAAUUAAACAAUUUUUUACU